Molecule: messenger RNA, 960 nt
Organism: Geodia barretti
Lineage: Eukaryota; Metazoa; Porifera; Demospongiae; Tetractinellida; Geodiidae
Source: the annotation of a GenBank genome assembly
AUGCCCGUGCCUAAACUCGAACGCGCGACUAUCCGAGUUCCAGCGACAAGCGCCAACCUUGGCCCCGGGUUCGACUGCAUCGGAUUGGCUGUGGACCUUUGGAACGAGACGAACGUCACCGUUGACGAACCCUCGAUCACGCUCUCCGGCGAAGGUGCGGAUUCACUGCCGCGCGACGGCACCAAUCUAGUUGCAUCGAGCGCGCAUCGAACUUUCCUAGAGCUUGGAGUCAAUCCGAUACCUUUGGCAUUUGAAUGCCACAACAACAUUCCCUUGGCCCGCGGUUUGGGUUCAUCAUCAGCGGCCACCAUAACUGGCAUCACCGCCGCAUUCGCAUUCGCCGGGUUUGACAUCGCGGAACCUGAAACCCGACGACGAAUAUUCGUGAUCGCCGCAGAUAUCGAAGGCCACCCAGACAAUGUCUCGCCGGCGGUCUAUGGAGGAUGCCAAAUUGGCGUCAAUGUUGAUGCCGGUUCCCCAGACUGCAGUUGGAUUGUCAGCCGUGUCGAAAUCUCAGACGAAAUGAAAGCCGUGGUGUUCGUGCCUGAUUUCACGAUGGCGACCAAGGAAGCCCGCGGGAUCUUACCCGACGUGGUACCGCGCUCGGACGCCAUUUUCAACGUUGGUCGCGCCGCGAUGCUGGUACAUGCACUUGAAACGCGCCAGUGGUCACUUUUACGACACGCGACCGAUGACCGACUGCAUCAACCUCAACGGAUCGAAAAACUGUUUCCAAGAUUCCGCCCCAUCGCGCGUGGCGCACUCGAUGCCGGCGCCCACGGAGUAUUUCUCUCUGGCGCCGGACCUACCGUGAUGGCACUAGCGACCGACCGUUUCAUGACGAUCUGCUACGAAAUGUCAGAAAACGCGAGGAAAGCCCAGAUCGUUGGAAAGGCAUUGAUUCUCGACAUCUCACAACACGGGAUGCAGAUUGAAACCGAAUUCGAACGUAGCAAUUAA